AUGGCACAAACACAAGAAUUUCUAUCAUUAACUGAUUCGGAGCGAAAAAUCAAAACAGAUGACCAAGACAAAAAUGGAGAAGAACAAGAAGCUAAUCAACAACAGCACAAAAUCGUGUCAUUGUUGCAAGAACUAUUGGCCAAACAAAAUUUGCUUACACAAGAUAUGGCAACACAAAAGAUCACAGUUAAUAAUCUUUCUCAAGCAGUUGAAGCUUUACAAGGAACCAAAAUAUCGUAUUCAAAUAUACCAUUAACUAAUCCAUCUUUACCACCAACAACAACUUCUGUCUCAGAGCUAACACCAUCUAUGAUGAAAAGUGUUGAACUUAGCCUCAAGGAACAAGCUUCAAAAAAACUGCAAUCGAAACGGAUCGAUCAACUACUUAAUUCUAUCCCAUUUUCUGGAUCCAAUUCACAAGAGGUUUCAGACUGGAUCGAAUAUUUCGACGAUAAGUGUGAUCAACUCCAACUAGAAGAUGUUCAACGUUUAUCCGUGGCUAUUGAUCUUCUCACAGGUAAUGCAAAACUAUGGUAUGACACACAUAAGCAUACCAUUGAUGAUUGGAUAACACUAAAAAACAAAUUAACGACCUACUUCAAACUUGUAACUGGUAGUGAUCAAUUUCAACUGGAACAAAAGCUCUACAAUCGACGACGACAACCAAACGAGUUGGCAAUUGAUUAUUGUCACAGUAUCCUUAAACUCUGUUCAAAAGUUAAUAAACUAAUGGAUGAAGAAACUCGACUCAAACAUCUCACCAAAGGACUCAAUCCAGCAGCUCAAUUACACAUGGAUUUGACGAAACCUGGUACUACUGAAGAGUUUUUUGAAGCUCUUAUCAAGUACGACAAAUGGCAAGAAGAAGAAAAAUCCCAACAGAAAAUUAUGACAUCGUCUGAUCAGCGUAGAAAUAUAUCAACAAGAACAAUGCAACAUUCUGUAAUACAACGAGAAAAAUAUUCUACAAAUCCAAGACAACAACAACACAAUUAUUCAUCACAACAAUAUCAAUCCCAUUAUCCAACACCUGAUCCAACUCAGAUGCAAUACAACCGCGACAAAAACUACAGUGGAUGGGAAGUGCGUGAUGGUCGCAUUUCCUUUUCAAAAUCACAACCAUCACUUAUAACAAUUAGUACACUUGUCAAUGGUAAACCAAUUCACGCCAUGCUUGAUACAGGAGCAACUACAUCACUCAUCUCACAAUCUGAACUGAAUCAUAUUCCACACAUAACAAUUCAACCGAUUCAAACAAUGGCAACACUCGGUGAUGGACAAACCAAAAUAAUGGUUAAUAGUGUAGUCAAAUUAAAUGUCACCAUCAAUCAUAUUACCACCAUCAUUACAGCUCUUGUGGUCGAGUCAUUAGCUGCUAAUUUAAUUCUCGGCAUGGACUGGUGCAACUCAAAUUAUGUGAACGUGAAUAUUGGUAAAAAACAAGUGGAGAUCAAUCACCCACAGCAUGGAACUACAACAACACCAUUCCUUGAAGUUGGCUCGGUCGAGAGAAAGCAUGGUACCAAGAACAAAGUUCCAUACUUACCGUCAUCAAUGAUUCACGCCGUACUGAAAGCAUUUCAUGAUCAUCCAAUGAGUGGGCAUUUUGGAGUAAAACGCACGUUAUAUAAAAUUCGUACUCGGUUUUGGUGGCCAAAUAUGCGUAAAUCAAUUGAGCAUUACAUCUCAUCUUGUCAACAAUGUAUGAAAUUCAACAUCCUACGCAGUAAAACUCCAGGUCAGCUCAAAUCAUUUGAUCCACCAACGGAUGUAUUUCAAAUAAUACAUAUGGAUUUUUGGGGUCCAGUCCGCCCAUCAGCACAAGGAAACCGAUACGUACUAGUACUUACGGACAAUUUAUCCAAAUAUGUAAUAGCAAAAGCGAUGCCAAAUAAUACUGCCAAAGUCGCUGCAGAAUUCAUUAUGAACGAAUUCAUUAUGAUACAUGGCGCACCUGAACGACUCAUCACGGACAAUGGUGUACAUUUUAACAAUACAUUACUAAAGACUAUUACCACAACAAUGCAUAUUCCUCAUGUAUUUUCAGCUUCGUACCAUCCUCAAACGAAUGGUCAGAUCGAGCGAUUUAACGCCACAUUCUGUACACAAUUGGCAAAGUACUACGAUGAGAAUAAAGAUGAUUGGGACGAUUAUCUUCAAUCAGUGGUUUAUGCCUACAAUACCGGCAUUCAUGCUACAACUGGCUUUGUCCCGUAUGAACUUGCUUUUGGGCGAAAACAGAAGAGCCCAUUCGAUCCUACAUCAAAGAGCCUGACUUUAACUCGACCAGACGAGUUUUACAAAUAUUUACAAAAAACACGGCGAAUAAUUAUCAAACAAGCUCAAGAAAACAUACGUCGUCAACAACAAUUAACAAAACAGCGAUAUGACAAACAUCGCAAGGAUAUUUCUUACUCUAUUGGUGACUUAGUGUUUCUUAAGGUAUGUGCUAAUCGCACCAAAUUAGACGAACGAUGGCUAGGACCUUACCGUGUGAUCAAGAAAGCAGGUGAACAAAACUAUUUGGUCGAAGACAGUCAAACUGGAAAAACUACGUGGGCUCAUAUAAGUCAGCUUCAACCGGUUGCGAAACGGUAUGUUUGA
This is a messenger RNA of Rotaria sp. Silwood1, 2604 nucleotides long. The record is from the annotation of a GenBank genome assembly. Lineage: Eukaryota; Metazoa; Rotifera; Eurotatoria; Philodinida; Philodinidae.